AUGGUCGCAUUGGACACCGUCUGGCCCGCAGAUUCGAUCGAGUUCUGCCCUCACGAGAGUGCUUCUGAUAUCUUUGUUUGCGGGACCUAUCGAUUAGAACAGUCCCCCACUAAAUCAGAUCACGAACCUACGGCAAAAAAACAAAGUCAAGUCCGUCGUGGCAGGUGUCUUGUAUUGCAGGUAACAGAGGACAGAGGAGUAUCCCAAAUUCAGGAAAUCAGUCUUCCAGCUGUCCUCGACCAGAAAUGGUGUCAUACAUCUCAAACGGCCUCUCCAGUACUCGGAAUUGCAGACUCAGAAGGGAACGUUACCCUUCAUGAAUGGCACAAAGAAGAGCGCCAGCUCAAGGCACUUCAGAGUGUAUCCUGCGCACCAUCAGAUGUUCUGUGCCUUUCCUUAGAUUGGUCUACCCGAAGAUACCCUACGAACAAUCACGGUUCUCUGGUGGUUUCCUUGUCAAACGGCUCGCUAUGCGUUCUGAAUCCUGAUUCGACCGGCAAUUUGACUAUCGUCAACCGGUGGCACGCACACGAUUACGAACCUUGGAUUGCUGCUUGGAACUAUUGGGAUACGUCCAUCAUUUAUUCGGGUGGAGACGACUUAACUAUGAAGGGCUGGGAUGUUCGACAAAGUUUUAGCCAGCCCAUCUUUACAAAUAAGCGGCAUGUAACUAUCUCCACAUGUCUAUUUAAUGCAGGUGUCACAACUAUCCAGAGCCAUCCACACGUCGAAUAUAUCAUAGCCGUCGGAAGUUACGAUAAUAGCGUUUGCAUUUUUGACACUCGGAAGCCGCUGGUACCGCUUGUCCAAGGAGAUGUUGGAGGGGGUGCGUGGCGUGUCAAGUGGCAUCCGUCACCUAGUCGUAAAGAGGAUCUUCUCAUUGCAAGCAUGCACGACGGUUUCAAAGUGGCGAAGGCCCACCACGGAGAAGAUGUAAUGUGGGAAAUUGUGAAGCGGUUUGAUGACCACAAGUCGCUAGCAUACGGCGCAGACUGGUCAUUCGCUCCUCCAGGUGUAGAUGGGGAGACACUGAUCGGGAGUUGCUCAUUCUACGACCACAUGUUACACCUUUGGAGCGGCUAG
Messenger RNA from Suillus bovinus, 1083 nucleotides. RefSeq names its product WD40-repeat-containing domain protein. The transcript has 7 exons. The record is from RefSeq and is a predicted model, not a curated record. The coding region runs from base 1 to 1083 and encodes 360 amino acids. NCBI's taxonomy places the organism in Eukaryota, Fungi, Basidiomycota, Agaricomycetes, Boletales, Suillaceae. Gene Ontology annotation, molecular function: protein binding.